AUGCCUGGAGCACACGAUGCUACGAGAAAACGCAAAGCCGAGUCAGGCGAGCGGCAAGCUGGAGGUAACAAACGAGCCAAGGGUAAGAAAAAUUGGGAGAUGCCCAGGAGAGACAUGUCAAAUCGCGCCAUCCAAGCUGGGGACGCUGGCAUAUGGGCCACGUGCUCCAUGAAGAAGGAAGCCAAAUCCGUGGCUGAUCUGAGAGAUUUAUUCCAAGAAUACGCUACCAAAUUGUAUGGGACGACUGAAUCUAGUGAGACAGCUGCAGAUGACGAUUCUGAUUCCGAGGGAGGAGAUAUUGAGGCUCAGAUCAACAAAGAGCUUGCCGACAUGCGCAAUCCAACUACCAAGCCAUUGUUUACAUCAGUCAAGCUUGACACUCAAUGCUUGGUGUUUUUCAGGACUCGAUCGCCAUUGGAACCUGUGUCUUUUGUCCACAAAAUUUGCCAAGAUAUUGCGGAUGGUGCCCAGCCGAGAAAUUUGAGCUACGUGAAGCGACUAACACCUAUUACUGCAACCGAGAAAGCCACUCCCCAGGGUCUCGAGAGUGUUGCGAAACAAGUUUUGGCGCCUCACUUCCAUGGACCGGAUCAAGCGGGGAAAAAGUUCGCUAUACGACCAUCAAUUCGCAAUAACAAGGAGUUCCUGAGAGACGAUGUUAUCAAAACGAUUGCAGCUACAGUAGGCCCGGGCCACAAGGUCGACCUGAAGGGAUAUGAUUUGCUCAUAAUCGUGGAGAUUUACCAGAACGUCAUUGGCAUGAGCGUAGUAGGCCCCGAUUUUGAGAAACUCAAACGCUUCAAUAUUGAGGAGUUACGCCAGCCAAUAUCCUCCACUGCUCCAGAGAUGACAAAGGACGCCAGCAAAAUCACUGAAAGCAAAGAAGAUGAGUGA
Molecule: messenger RNA, 894 nt
Organism: Bipolaris zeicola 26-R-13
Lineage: Eukaryota; Fungi; Ascomycota; Dothideomycetes; Pleosporales; Pleosporaceae
Exons: 6
Coding region: 1-894 (297 amino acids)
Biological process (GO): tRNA modification
Molecular function (GO): RNA binding
Source: RefSeq, a predicted model, not a curated record